AUGACCGGCACCAACGGAACCAGCAAGGACCGCAGCCGAUCUCCGCGCAAGGAGCUGAAGGUCGCAUCCAAGCUCACAGACGCAGACCUUUGCGAUGGGUUCUCCGCUGCAGAGAUCUUCGGGUCGAAGACGGCGAUGAGCGGCUACACUUACGACGACCUCAUCUGCCUGCCUGGUCACAUCAACUUCGGGGUGCACGACGUGGCGCUGGGCACGAAGUUCUCCAAGAAGAUCACUCUCAAGACGCCCAUCGUCUCCAGCCCCAUGGACACCGUCACGGAGUCGAACAUGGCCAUCGCCAUGGCCUUGGAGGGUGGCAUUGGUGUCAUCCACACCAACCUGCCUGUCGAGACUCAGGCCGCCGAGGUGGCGAGGGUGAAGAAGUUCAAGGCGGGCUUCAUUCUGGAGCCACGCUGUGUGCCACCGACCAUGACCGUGGAAGAGCUGGACAAGCUCAAGGGUACUCUGGGCUUCACUGGCUUCCCCGUGACCGAGAACGGACAGAUGGGUGCCAAGCUCUUGGGACUUGUGACGAAGCGAGACACCGACUUCAUCCAGGACCGCAAGACCCGCCUUAGCCAGAUCAUGACCCCCGCCGCCAACUUAGUGACCAAGCUCGAGGGCUGUGAUCUCCUCGAGGCCAACGAGACCCUCCAGAAGUCGAAGAAGGGCAAGCUCCCAAUUGUCACGAAGGGGGGUCUCCUGGUGGCUUUGGUGGCACGAACUGACAUCAAGAAGAACGUUGACUUCCCCAACGCUACGAAGCACCCUGUGAACAAGGAGUUGCUGGUGGCUGCAGCCAUCGGCACGCGCCCUGCAGAUCGUGAUCGGGUCAAGGCCUUGGUAGCCGCGGGUGUGGAUGCUGUCGUCAUUGACAGCAGCCAGGGCGACAGCGUGUUUCAGCACGAGAUGGUCAAGUGGAUCAAGGGCACCUUCCCCGAUUUGCAGGUGGUAGCUGGCAACGUGGUGACGAAGCGCCAAGCCCAGCAUUUGAUCGAGUGUGGCGCAGAUGCUCUCCGUGUUGGCAUGGGGAUCGGCUCCAUCUGUACGACGCAGGAAGUCUGCGCCUGCGGCCGUGCUCAAGCUUCCGCCGUCUACAAUGUGGCGAAGCUGGCGAGGCUCCACGGCGUUCCCAUCCUGGCGGAUGGUGGCAUCUCCAGCCCAGGUCACAUCGUCAAGGCGCUCAGCCUUGGUGCAGGGGCGGCGAUGUGUGGUAGCCUCCUCGCCGGCACGGCGGAGACUCCCGGUGAGUACUUCUACUCCGACGACGGCAAGCGACUGAAGCGCUACCGCGGUAUGGGCUCCAUCGACGCCAUGAAGAAAGGCAGCGACGACCGCUACUUCGGAACGGCCGCCGUGAUCAAGGUGGCCCAGGGCGUGUCCGGGACGGUGCAGGACAAAGGCAGCAUCCACAAGUACAUCCCGUACCUCACGCAGGGCAUCAAGCACGGCAUGCAGGACAUCGGCGCGGCGAGUGUGGACAAAUUGCAGUCUAUGCUGCAGGAGGGCCAACUUCGCUUUGAGCUCCGCUCCGCGGCGGCGCAGCGCGAGGGCGGCGUGCAUGGUUUGCACAGCUUCGAGCGCAAGCUAUUCGACAGCUGA
This is a messenger RNA of Symbiodinium natans, 1602 nucleotides long. Lineage: Eukaryota; Dinophyceae; Suessiales; Symbiodiniaceae. The record is from the annotation of a GenBank genome assembly.